Molecule: messenger RNA, 6674 nt
Organism: Pecten maximus
Lineage: Eukaryota; Metazoa; Mollusca; Bivalvia; Pectinida; Pectinidae
Product: metal-response element-binding transcription factor 2-like
Exons: 17
Coding region: 143-2596 (817 amino acids)
Biological process (GO): chromatin organization; regulation of DNA-templated transcription
Cellular component (GO): nucleus
Molecular function (GO): chromatin binding; DNA binding
Source: RefSeq, a predicted model, not a curated record
GGCGGGAGAAAUGCACGUUUGAUUACAAGCAAAAUCAGAAGUUGCUGAAACAACAGAUGCUACCUAUAUAAUCCUAAUCCGAGUAUAUCUUUUAUAAGAUUUAAAGUUCAGAAACGUUGGCAGGUCAUUUUUCAGGUCUGUCAUGAUGAACAAGUCAUCAGCUCGAUGCGACUUGCUGCUUGGCACAAAUAAAUCUUCACCACGAAGAGAACAUCUUUCGGCGGUGAAGAAAAAUUCUCCUCGACGAGAUGUCACACCUCCCAUCAGAUCCUCUCCUAGGAGGGAACCAUUAUCCAACACCAGAAGAAUGUCCCCCAAAAAAGACCAAAUGAUCACCUCAUACAGGUACUCAGCAAGAGCAGAGUCCAAAGUCCCUAAGACAAUGACAUCAGAUGAAAAACUAUCGAGGUAUAUUUAUAAUGAUGCCCAGGCAUCACCAAAGUUUGAGAGAAAAACAUCACCGGUAUCAUUUCGGUCAUCUCCAUUGAGUUCAGCAAAGUCCUUGUUACCAAGUACACCCAAGUCGGUGACACCUUCCCCAUGUAGUUCCACCUGUAGCUCGCCCGAGAGGUCCAGUCCAAAGAGUCCUAAGCCCAUAUCCAGUUUUGGUACUAGGACGGCAUUGGCUCUUACCGUGAUGGAGAAAACAAAGAAAUCCUCAUCCACUAACAAAGCAGCUAACAAAGUUGCAAAGCGUGGAAAAUUCAACAUUGGAGCAGAAGUCCUAGCUAGGUGGAGUGAUGGUCUUUUCUAUCUAGGAAAUGUACUGAAAGUUGAAGAUAAGGAAGGCAAGUGUUUUGUGCAAUUCGAGGACAACUCUGAAUACUGGGUAUUAUAUAAAGAUCUUCAAAAAGGAGCCAAGGAAGGGGAGAUAAACUGUUGUGUUUGUCAAAGUGAUGUGUCCGAGGCCCCCAAUGAAAUUGUUCUUUGUGACAAUUGUGGUAUUGGGUUCCAUCAGGAAUGCCAUAACCCUACCAUAGAUGAUGAGUAUGUGCUUGAGGAGGAGGUAGAAUGGUGCUGCCGACUCUGUAUCUUUGCUGCUGCAGUUAAGAAAGGAGGUGCCUUAAAGAUUGGAGCUGAUGCAACUGCUCUGCAGAAGAUGAAACAGACUUUUCCUUAUGAUCUAAACAAAUUGACAUGGGAUGCCCAGAGGAAAACCAAUGUGGAGCAAUGUUACUGUUACUGUGGUGGUCCAGGAGACUGGUACUUAAAGAUGUUACAGUGCUGUAGAUGUAAGCAGUGGUUCCAUGAAGCCUGUAUCCAGUGUUUAGAACAUCCAUUACUGAAUGGAGACCGGUUUUACCUGUUUGUCUGUUCACACUGUAACUCUGGACCAGAGUAUAUAAAACGUCUUGAUCUGAAAUGGGUUGAUGUAGCUCAUCUGGUCCUGUUCAACCUCACCCUGAGUGGCAUAAAAAAAUCCUAUGACUUUGAAGUGAUCAUGGCCUAUGUUGAUGCCAACUGGAACAAACUUCAACUCAGCAGCCCGAUGGCUGAAACACCUGAAGAAGAGAGACCGAAGAAAUUUAAUGAUGUUUUGAAGGGUCAUAAAACAAGAUUCUCAUUUAGCCGUGAUGUGAAGAAGAAACACACACACUGGGGCCUGAGAAUGAGGGUCCCACCCCCUGGGCCUACCAUCAUUCUCCCUGUGGAAGGUCAAAUCAAUGAAGAAGUGAUGAACUCUUUGAAGGCUAAAGGUCGCAAAACCAAGUGUUUUGUUCCCAUCCAGUGCUCGCUAAGCCAGAAGACGGCUCUAGUACUACCAAGUAAUUCACCUGUACCUCUGAGAUACAAGAAGAACAGUCAUGAGAUAGAUGAGUCAAUUGCGUUCAAGUCUGAUAAAGCUAGGAAAAAAUUACUGAAAGCAUUGGAGCAUGGUGAUGAGAAUGCAUGCAGCCUCAACCAGAACUAUGGUGGAUACAAUGGAUCUCUACCUAUCAAAGAGGAUCCAAGUCUUGUGGCCAAAACUUCAUCUAGGAAAGGUAAAUCCAAAAGGAAGCCAUCCCAUACCUUAGAAAACAUUAUACCAUUGCCAUCAGACUUUGAAAGUUUCAAUCAUCCUUUCAAAACGGAAGUUGAACAGAAGCAGGAGUUUGCGAAACAUCAGAGGAAGAUGCAGAUCAUUAACUAUCUCUAUCAGAGUUACGACAGUGAUUCUGCAUCCCAGAGCUCUUUGUGUUCAGGACUGUCUGGUGACGACCCCACAAAAGCCAUUCCUACACCUCCUCCCUCUGUGACUUCAUCUCAGUCAACAGAAACACUCUCCUCCUGCUCUAAAGAACCCUGUCGUAAGAGACGGGGCAAAAAACGCAAGGGCUGCGAAGAUGAAGAGGCUGUAGCACCAAGACGCAGCAAACGAAACCGAGUAAGCAUAUCUGGACGGUACGAUGAGAUGCAGAAUGUGAUUGAUACUCAAAUGAUUGAAAGUGUAAAAUGUCAUGUUGUUAGUAUGGCCCGCAUCAAAUCUAAUAUCAACAGUUACUUUGGUGCCACUGAUCGCCUGAAGAAGGGAGAAAAGUAUGAUGUGUUGGCAAAACGUGUGAAUUCCGAUGGAAAAGUACAGUACCUGAUUGCAUGGGAUGGCAUCGUUGCAUAGACAUUAAAUAUUACUAUGUGUGUGUAUGAACGUUGUGUUAGAUUUCAAGGUUUGUGCUGUUGUGUUAAGUUUAUGCUGUUGUAGGUAUGACUGUUAUCAUAAUUAUAACUAGUUAAAAAACAUUUUUGAAUUGUGAUCCUUUAUAUAUUGAAAUUGUCCCCAAGUAGAAAAAAUGAUUUGUAUGACAUUAACAAUUAUAGCGCAUCAUAAAGAAAAGCAUUUGAAAGACUGAUACCAUCAGUAAAAAACAAGAUUAAAGAGUGGUGUGUUGAUAAGCAGAUCAUUACGUGUAACUUAGUUGAUGAUGAUGGAUAUAUUCAAAUUUUCAGCAUUUUUUUAAUAAGAAAGUUUCAUAUUUAAAACAAUUAUUUAUAGCAUUGAGAGUAGUUGGUGACAAUUUGAUUAUGCUCCUGCCACUACAAGGUUUGAGACAAACUUUCGUCGCCCGUCUGAUACAGAUUUGGUUAAGAAUUAUUGAAAAGUUUUCCAUGCACUCUUGAUCAGAAAUAAUGAAAGGAUGCUGAUAUUUUGCUGUCAAAAUGAAAAAUUUGAUUUAGAUUUUGCUUUGUUUUUGACAUGUUUUUGAACUUUGCAUUUAGCACCAUUUAUGUCCAAGUGGGAUCAAAGGCAUACAUGUAUUAAAUAUAUUCUAGUGUUUUCGAAUAUAUUUCAUUGUCUAGAAUGUUUACAUGCUUAUAUAAUUACAUUAUUAAUGAACGAAGGACAAAAUAUAUAACAGAAACAACUGAACAUGAGAUGUGCUAGCAAGGUUUACAGCAAUGUAAGCUUUGAAAAAAACCCAACUUAAAUGUAAUUAUUUUUGUAUUUAAUAUAUUUCUUAAUAUUUCCAAAUGAAAAUUGGAUACUGUACCUGCUGUGUGUUGAUGUUAGAAUAUAGGAUGCUUGAUUUGAAAUUUGUGUAAAUGUGACUAAAAUGAUUGUCUUUCCAAUAUGUGUUAUUGUACAGAUCUUUGGAGGGACCAUGUUUUAACACAGAUUAACUUUUUUUAUGAGUUUUUUUCUUGUUUCCUUUUUCAUAUUUUUGUAUAAUUUGUGCCAGUCCAAGGACAAUUAUUUUUCACACAUCAGUCUCGUUCCUAAGUAAGGUAAGGAUGAUAUCUUAGGUUGCUGUAUAUAAAUAUUAAUACUUAUUUUUUAUAACUAUUUAUCAAAUGUUUUUUAAUUAUUUAGGCCAAAUGUUAGAUAGACUGAUUUCUAUGUGAUUUAUUGGUUUAAAUUUUAUAUUUCCAUGAAUAUAUGUUAGAUUUUAUAUUGCUAUAUCGAUUGGAAUUCAACAACUAGCUACUGUACAAAUAAAAAACAAUAUGAAUAUUUUAUAGAUGCCUGGAGUGGUUUAUGACAGUGUUGACAUAACAUUUGGUGCAAUAAAGACCGUAUAGUAUCUAUAGCUAGUUGACAGUCUACCUUAGUUUUAUGAGGAAAUCAAUAUGGCUGUUAUGAGGAACCGUUGGGUGCGAACAAGUGUUGUGAUCAACUGUUACAUGUACAGUAAUAAAGGGAUAUUCAGCACGAGUUGGGAUUGUAUAUAAUAUGCUUUUUAUAAAAAAUAAUGCAUGUAAACAUCACCAUUAUUAUGGAAAGUGUAUGCCUCAAUUUACCAUAUCAACAAAUGUACAAUAUUUUCUUUGUAGAAAUUAGAUUAAGCUGUAUUGCAAUUGAUUUACAAACGUUCCCAUGGCCCUGAUUGCUUUACAACAGGGUUUGUGUUUUAUAAGCUGAAGAGUGGAAUAUUUGUACAUUUUUAAAUGCAAUAAGAAAUAUAUAUGUCUAACGAAGCAAUGAAACUGCAUUUCCAGCAGAUACUAUAAGUGAACAGCGUACACACUUUUGCAUUGUAUAAUUACCAAAUACUUUCCAUAAAAUCUAUGAUCCAGUGACGAAUUAGUUCCUGGUGCCACGAUGCUCUAUAUUUAGACAGCUUAAAUUUAUAAUGACCAUGACUAUAACCAGCAAUUUAGCUUGUCUAAACUGACAAGAGAAAAGAUAUUUUGACUGAAUUUUUAAAAGCCACUAUAUAUAAAGAGUUCUUAAAAAGUAACAAAACAGUUUUAAAGAAAUUUUCCAACUUGUGCAGAAUAUUUCUUUGAAGGCAUGAUAUAGACUUGAACAGUAGUGGAACUACCAGCAGUUGUCAAGUAAAUGGCCUUUGGUUUAUAAACCUGAUGAUUUCUGGUUAAAUACAACAAGAACAAAUAUAUAUAUGUAUGUGUAGAAUAUCAAUUAAUGAAGUUAAUGAUGGGAACCUCAUUACUAGAGUAGUUUGGACUACCGGUUUUUCCGAUCUUUGAUAUAUGAUUAUUUUGUGUUAAAGUCAGACUAUGUUAAAGUUUUCCAUACCAAGCAGUGACCAUGUAAGCUGUACAUGGUGUAUUUCCCAUUAUGUAUACGUAGCAUACCACUUGUUUACAUCUGCAUGCAGAAAAAAGCUGUAUGCUAUUUUGAUUUGAUAGUUGUUCUCUUGUGGCCAUAUAUGUUGAUUGUUGUAUUUGAAAGGUAGAUAUUUCUUAAAUGCCUCAAUUUGUCUCACAAACUUAAGGGAACUUAUCAGAAUUACUUGUAUGAUUACUUAAUAUGAUUUUAACAUCCUUAUUGCGAUUUUCAUGAAAGUUUUUGUUCAUACGUCUUCAAUAGCCAAUGUGCCUGAUUACCAAUAAUAUAUGUUUUGUGAUCAUAUUUAGUAAAUGUUGAAAACUACAGUUUGAGGAUCUAAUACAGGACUGAUGCAAUGCUCAGUAUGUUUAUAAUAUGAAUUGUUGAUAAAACAAAAAGUGGAUAGCAAAAACAUGUUAUUUUCACCAGGUACAUGUCACACCAGUAAUGUUGAUAUUAUUAACCUUUUGAAUUGUUACAUUAGAGACCCAUGGAUUUACGAAAUACAUGUACUCACAAUAAUUAUACCUAAUCAGAGAUCUGCAUCGAGAAAUAAUGACCUGGCAGGGUAAAAAGCACAUGUAGAUCAUUUAGAUCAUAAUUUUGUGGUAAACGUGUAUGGUUCUACAUGCGUUAUCGUGUGUAUGAGAACCUCUAUAUAUUGUACAAAAAAAUUGGACCUAUUAUCAUAUUUUGUUUCUUGUGAUGGGGAUGUUUUUACUUAGACAAACCACAUGAUAAAAUGAGUGCUGGUCAAAGGAUUGGGAGCACAUUUUGUUUUAUCUUUGAACUAUAAUGUAUUUUGGACUUGGGACCAUGUUUAAAAAAUGUGAACUCAAAUACUUAAUUGUUAUAUAUUGGGACUACCUUAUUAUAUAUCACUAUGUUAGAUUGUUGUGUUAAUGUGUGGUUCCACUGAUAAGAUAUGAUUGUAUGGCCUGUUGACUUUCUAUGUUCGAUCAUGGAGGCAAUGAAGUUUGCCCUGUUUACAUGUAUGGUAGGUUCGAGAAUGUUUUGCACUUUAUAACAUUUGUUCUACUUUGGUUAAUCUCAAAUAAGUCCCCUCACCUAGAGCCUCUUCUUUGCCAAGACUCUUCUGAAAGCAACAUUAAAUCACUUGGUGUGUCAUCAUUUCAUACACGAACAACACUGGUCCAGUUGUUUGAACUGCAAUAAAUGAAAAAGGCUCUAGUGCAAAAUUUUACUUAUGAAGUUUGGGAAGAGUUCAUAGAUUAGGAGCACAUUUUGGGUUACUGUUUUGAAAUUGUUAUUGAUAAGAUUCUGUUACUUUGAGAAAGAGUUUGUUGUGGACAGAGGUUUAUUUGUAGGUAAAUACAGUGUUUCUACUUGAACGGUUCAGAAUGUUUCUAUUAUUUUCUUGAGGUGAGAUAAAAUGAAUAUUUACAUGUUGAAAGAGUGUGUGUAUACUAGAAAUACAUUUUGGUAUAGCUGUCAUCAGUAGUCUGUCUGAUAACAGAAUGUAUGUGAGCUUUAGCUGGCUAUUUCUGAGUGAUAUUUUGAGAAUGGUAUCGUGAGGUGUAUUUUGUUCAAUCUGUUUUACAUGUUUUGUUGCAAUGUCAUUUUUUUGAGAGAACAUCUUCAGAUUUGCCCUUGUAAAUAUCCCUCAUGUAACAAAAAAAUAGUCACUAUAUUUGAAAAAAUAAAAAUUAUAUGUUUUUUAAUCAAA